AUGGGUUCCUAUUCGCCAACUUCCCGGUUCAAGGACCUUGAAACCAUCCCUCUUGACCCCCAUUAUGCCCUCAAAGAGUCCUUUCAGGCCGAUCCGGACCCAAAGAAGGUAAUCCUUGGGUCAGGUUUAUAUCGAGACGACAAUUCAAAGCCUUGGGUACUCCCAGCCGUCAAGAAGGCUGAAGAAGUUGUUAAAAAAACACAAGACUCGGGGCGUUAUGAGUAUUUGCCUAUUUCAGGAUAUCCUGCCUUUGUUUCUUCAGCUCGACAGGUACUGUUUGGUCCUCAGAGCCUCAAAGAAACUCGUCUGGUCUCAAUCCAAACAAUUUCGGGAACAGGGGCCAACUUUCUUGGAGCGCGUUUCCUGGCUGAAACCCUGAAGCCAUCUGCUGUAUGGCUUUCAGACCCCAGCUGGGUCAAUCACGCCAAUAUUUGGGGUCUCGUUGAUGUCAAUGUCAAGCGGUACCCUUACUGGAAUGCAAAGACCAAGAAACUGGACUUUGAUAACAUGAUUGAGAAGCUUGAGGCUGACGCUGUUGCUGGGGAAGUCAUAUUGCUCCAUGCUUGUGCUCACAACCCUACUGGUGUUGACCCUACCAAGGAGCAAUGGAGAAAGAUUGCCGACGUUUGUGAAAGAAAGCAACUCUUCCCAUUCUUCGACUGUGCUUAUCAGGGAUUCGCUACCGGAAACCUUGAUGACGACGCAUGGGCCAUUCGCCAUUUUGUUAACCGUGGUACCAUGGAACUAGCCGUUUGUCAGUCUUUCUCCAAGAAUAUGGGCCUUUAUGGUGAGCGUGUUGGCGCUCUGCAUAUGUUUUGUGCAACAUCGGCAGACGCUGAAAAGGUCCGAGGUCAUCUCUGCCGCCUUCAACGAGGUCAGAUCUCUCAGCCCCCGACAAAUGGAGCGAGAAUUGCAGCGACCAUCCUCUCAGACCCCAAAUUGUUCCAAGAUUGGAUCGCAGAUCUUGAAGAAAUGAGCAAUCGGAUCAAGGAUAUGCGAAAGGCUCUCCAUGAAAACCUCAUGAUACUUGGCACGCCAGGUCAAUGGGAUCACAUUGUCUCCCAGAUCGGCAUGUUUUCGUACACCGGAUUGACUCCUGAGCAAGUUGCGUCUAUUCAACAAGAUAGCCACGUUUAUAUUUUGAAGUCGGGUCGUAUCUCAGUUGCAGGACUUAACACUAGAAAUGUUGAGUAUGUGGCAAAGGCACUGGAUACGGCUUCGACUGUCACUUCACCAGACCGUGUCAAAGCCGGUAGCUUUAUUGAGGUGAACUGUUCUAUCAAGUCGCCUAACGGAAAAUACGACUUUGUCCUUCAGGGAGAUGGAAACUUCUGUGAUGACGGCAAUCUGAAACUCCUCGAUGACCGUGGGAGAGAAAGAUGGUCAAGUGGUAGUGGAGGCAAGGGCAAUGCCAACUCGGAACUUGUCAUUAUGGACAACGGAAACGUUGUUAUCAACACUGAUGGCAACGUUAUCUGGAGCACCAACACAACACAGCCCGGGGAGACUACAGCAUCCGCUCCUGUUUCUGCCACUCCAGGUGCACCCGCUCCUGAGCCAGUGAAAGCCCCCUCUUCUCCUGAUCGAGUCAUGGCUGGUGGUGCUCUAGGACUAGGCCAAAGCAUCGUGUCUGCCAGUGGUGAAUACACUCUCGUCAUGCAAAAUGACACCAACUGCUGCUUGUAUAAGAAGGACCAAGGCUGCAUCUGGGCCAAGGGCAUGAGUCCUGGCAAUUCUGCACAGAGCAUCAGCUUUCGCACGGAUGGCGAACUGGAAAUUCUUACUUACUUCGGAGACCCCAAGUGGCGAGCGGGCACUGCUGGCAGAGGUAACGCGAACUCAUACUGGCAGAUCCGAGAUGACGGAAACAUGGUUAUUGUCACCGAUGGCAAGAUUGUGUGGUCGUCCAGAACUGGUCCGGCCUUGCCUGAACUGAAGAAGACUUCGGUCAAGGGUGGCCAGAGACUUUUGCCAGGCGAGAUGCUUACUUCAGCCAACGGACAGUAUACACUUACCCUUACUGAUGACAUCAACUUGGAACUUGCUCAAGACAGCACCGUAUUGUGGUCUUCUGCCAGUAGAACCGACUACGGCUGGGGUUUCAACAAAGGAGGUGCAGGCGGCUGGGCACAAGUCAACAGUAAUGGCACUUUAGAGAUUUUUGUUGAGGAUGAUUUCGAGAAUGGUUCGAGAUAUAUAUCUCAGAAGGAUUGUCAGCGAGGUCCAGGAGACGUCGUUCUACUCGUGCAAGACAGUGGAGUCGCAAGCAUGACUUACAACGGUCUUCCGGUUGGUAUAAUCAAUUUGCUCAAGCCCAGAGACAUCAUCAAGGCGGGGCAGGUCAUCCAGUCCUCCAAUGGAGAACAUCAACUCAGUCUCCUUCCAAAUGGUAAUCUUCAGGUCUACCACGUCAGUGCCAAAGUCACCGGCGUAUUCACUACCAUCCCCAACUCGACCAUUACAGACGCGACAUACCUGACCAUGGGCGAUGACUUGGUGGUUGAGAUUCAGGGCGCGGACAAACGAAGUCUCUGGCGCUCUCCAAACCGACAGCCAGAUCGACGUGAUCGCGAUCUUUAUCGUGAUAGAUCUGAUGGUGAUGAUUUCGGACGAUCUUCUCGCAACAGGGAGCCACCGCGUCCAAUUGGACUGAUGAUCUAUAAUGACUCCAACAUCUUUAUCCAGACUCCCUACAACUUUGAGCCGUGGCGAGUCUCGUCUGCUGCCACGCUGGCAUCUGUUGGUGAUGCUCUUCGGCCUGGCACUCAGCUCAAGGCCUACCAGUGCCUCAGGAGCGUUAAUGGCGAGUAUACUGCAUACCUCGACAGCCAAGGUGACUUCAAGCUGAUGCAGACUGAGUCAAACUAUUCGAGUUUACUUUGGAGAUCAAAGACGGGUGGUGCGGAUAGUGUCUGGAUGAACAGUCAUGGGGGUUUGUGUGUGGGUUCCAAUGGGCAAGCAUCUUAUCAGAGCAACCCUGGUCAGCUUGGAGAGGGUGAUCUUGUUCUUGUUGUUCAAAAUGAUGGAAAUAUGUGCAUUUACUUGGGUGGUAACUGCAGGUUCUCGUCCAACACGGCUCAUGGAUUCCCAAACAUUGAUUCACUUUACUAG
This is a messenger RNA of Fusarium poae, 3111 nucleotides long. RefSeq lists its product as uncharacterized. NCBI's taxonomy places the organism in Eukaryota, Fungi, Ascomycota, Sordariomycetes, Hypocreales, Nectriaceae. Gene Ontology annotation, biological process: L-aspartate biosynthetic process. Bases 1 to 3111 code for a protein of 1036 amino acids. Gene Ontology annotation, cellular component: cytosol. Gene Ontology annotation, molecular function: L-aspartate:2-oxoglutarate transaminase activity; pyridoxal phosphate binding. The transcript is spliced from 8 exons. The record is from RefSeq and is a predicted model, not a curated record.